This is a messenger RNA of Ilex paraguariensis (yerba mate), 721 nucleotides long. Lineage: Eukaryota; Viridiplantae; Streptophyta; Magnoliopsida; Aquifoliales; Aquifoliaceae. The record is from the annotation of a GenBank genome assembly.
UUCCAAAUUAUAAUGACUUGAACAUACAGAGAGAUAAAAAUCGUUCAUGUUCAAAGGUACCACCUCCGGUAGGUCACAUGCCAGAAAUACAAUUUCCUGGAAAUGACUACCAGGUGCACAUGUAAAUGUUAAAUUAACAAGGAGAAUGAGCAAAUACAGAUAAAAUUGCAUAAACACCAAAACAAAAGGCAAAAUGCAAAAGGCCAAAGGCCCAAGGCAAAAAGCAAAACAAGCAAAGUGGGUUGAUACCACACCAAGAGCAAAGAGCUCAGCUUGAUGCCACACAAAGAGAAUGACAUCAUUUGUCACUGGCAAGGCAGCGUCAGACAAGGAAGUUAGAGCACAACACAGCUAUCUAGCUAUUCAUACGGUCAAAUGUGGAGUUGGCCAGAGACAUUAUCACGACCAGAGCUGGCCCCUUUGUGUUUCAGAGAAAGGUUUGAAAAUUGCGAGUCAAGGUCUCUACUUUUGCUGCGUCGAUGGCCAGAAGAUGGUUGAUGUUGCUGUUGAUACACAGCUCGUAGCCUCCCAAUCUCUUUCUCCAAUACCUCAUGCUCCACUGAACAUGGCAUUGACUAUGAUUGUAUUAACUAUACACAUUAAACUUAAAAUCAGUGGACUAUCAGGAAAGGCCAAAAUGUCCUGGCAGAAACUAAUGUCCUCAGGCCAACCCAAGACCAUCUCUACUCAGUUUGUAGCAAAGCAGGCCAUCUAUUGCUGA